Molecule: messenger RNA, 666 nt
Organism: Naegleria gruberi
Lineage: Eukaryota; Heterolobosea; Eutetramitea; Acrasida; Naegleriidae
Exons: 1
Coding region: 1-666 (221 amino acids)
Source: RefSeq, a predicted model, not a curated record
AUGUUGUCAAUUUCCACUCCUCUAUGGAUUUUGGUCUUCCUUCUCUCAGUUUUGAUUGCAAUUGAAUAUUCCAAGUUUCAAUUUGUUUCUAAUAAUUCAUCAACAGCAACCCAACAACCAAAUUAUAUUUACAACAAUUACACAACCAUUCAAUCAAAAUAUUCAACUAGAUCAUUAGAAACCAAUGCCAAUGACAAUAUUAAGAGCUCUAAUAACCCUCCUUCUUCUCUUCCUUCCCCACCAAUUCCAAAACUCACAAUUCAAUUCAUUUCUGAAAAUGUCCAAUACAUUAAUACUGGUUAUCUUCAAGAAAAGUUUACAAAAUCACUCAGUUCAUUGACAGUCCCUCCAAAAAUUCAAUUCGAAUUCAAAAGAUUAAAAUCCAUAGAUGAAAUCACUAAGAAUUCAUUCUUCCUCUUAAUUGUACAAUCCACAAGAUUCCACGAUGAAGAAAGGGAACAUCUCUUGAAGAAGUAUACAAAGGAUAUUCCAUUAGAUCAAUGUGCUGUCAUUUUCGUAUGUCUUUCAGAUUUGAUUAGAUUGACUAAAGAUCAAACUAUGGGAAGAGAUGUUUUCAGUGUGAAAUGGAAUGAAAAUGUCAAACAAAUUAAUGAAAGAGAUGAAAAAACAAUUGGAAAAUUGAUUGAAAAAAUUAUUGGUGAAUAA